Molecule: messenger RNA, 2773 nt
Organism: Schistocerca nitens (vagrant locust)
Lineage: Eukaryota; Metazoa; Arthropoda; Insecta; Orthoptera; Acrididae
Product: alpha-tocopherol transfer protein-like
Exons: 7
Coding region: 20-937 (305 amino acids)
Cellular component (GO): membrane
Molecular function (GO): phosphatidylinositol bisphosphate binding
Source: RefSeq, a predicted model, not a curated record
GAGUCCAGUCUGCGCAGCCAUGUCCAUCAGCAAGCUGCGAGCCGAGUGCCUGCCGCUCGGCGACUACACGCUGCGCUUCGAGUGCAGCGAGCUGGGCGCCGACUUCGAGCAGAAGGCCGCCCAGGAGCUGCGGGAGACGCCCGACGUCACGGAGCCGGCGGUCGCGCGCCUCAAAGCACUGCUAGCAGAGGAAGAUGAUCUCAACGUUCCCAAAGACGAUGAGGAGUUCCUAUACAUAUUCUUGAGGCCAUGCAAGUUCUAUCCAGAGAGCGCAAUGAAGAGGAUGCGCAGCUUCUACGAGUUCAAGCUGAAGCAGGACCGGCUCGUGCAGCAGGUGAUGCCCCACAGCGUGGAGCGGCCGCUCAAGCUGCAGAUCAUCACCAUCCUGCCCAACAGGGACCAACACGGCCGCCGCAUUCUGCUCAUCCACGCAGGCCGCCGGUGGAAGCCGUCGGAGUGUUCGCUGGACGAGCUGUACAGCUGCGUGAUGCUGUUCCUGGAGAUAGCCGUGUCGGAGCCGCGCACGCAGAUCGCCGGCGUCACCGUCAUCCUCGACCUGGACGGUCUGUCCAUGACGCAGGCCAUGCAGUUCAGCCCCUCCUUCGCCAAGAUGCUGCUCCACUGGGUGCAGGACUGUAUACCUAUCCGACUGAAAGCCAUCCACGUUGUUAACCAGCCCUACAUCUUCAACAUGGUCUUCGCCAUCUUCAAGCCGUUCAUCAAGGAGAAACUGAGGCACAGGCUGCACUUCCACGGUCGCGACCGCGGCUCGCUGCUGGAGCACAUCGAGGUGAAGGCGCUGCCCACCGAGCUGGGCGGCAUCAUGAACCUGCCGCCCCCGCCUGCCGACCGCAUGAUAGAGCUGCUCGAGGCCUACGAAGACAUCUUCGAAGAGCGGCGCUCACAAGGCUACCGCAGGAAGGACGCCUCGACGUAAACAACGCGUGGGAGCCGACCUGCCAACCCUGAGACCGCAGGCACCGCAACUGCAGCGCGCAGCCGACUGAACCCAACGCCGCUCUGCCAGUAGCAAGCGCUCCGCACCGCCAAGUGUUAAGAGGUCUCCAGAGUGGACGUAAGAGUAGUUCCCUCUCCCUCUCCGUGUGUCUGUGAUUUCACUUCUUCAGUUUCUCGGAAAAAGAGUGCAUGUGGGGGUUUCCUUGCUAACCCAUACAAGACAGUUCCUGCGAACAAACUUAAGCAAAAAAUUAUUCUAUAAUUACUAUAUUUUUUCAGAGUAAGGAAAUAUUUAAAUUAUUUUAUAGAUAAACUAUUAGCGUCUUCCAGUUUUUGUACCAUGAGCUACUAUAACUUCGUAUCAUGGUACCCUGUUAUUUUUUAUGUAUUUAUUUUCUCAACAAUAAUGCCAUUAUACAUUCCCAGAUUUUGUGACCAGCAACAAAGUUCGACUCUCCUGUGAUUUUAGUGGUAAUUGCUUGCUAAAAGGUACUUAAAGCUUUCUUAUUUUUUGUAUAAAUGCAUUUUCAACAAUUUUUUUCAUAGUCGAAAAUACAAUUAUCAGACCAAACGUAGAACUGCAAAUAUCCCUGACUUCAGGAGGACUUAUUCACACUAUCACACUAUACCAAAUGUCUCCAUGUUUUAUGUAUUGCAAGGUCUUUCUAUUUAGAGUGUCAUCAGGAAAUGAUAACUUGUACAUGUCACCAGUGUGCAUACGUUUAGAAAUGAAGCUAUUUUGACUGGAUGGUCUACUGCAACAGUUGUCAAUCAUUUUCCAAUGACGCUUUGCUGGUAUCUGUUUAGACGCUCACUUAGAUUGUACUAACUGUAUAUUUUAUGUGUUGUACGGGUAGAGAACAACUAGAAAAUGUUGCCAUAAGCGUUUUGAUUCAGCAAUUAAAAUUGCAUUUAAAGGGCAGCGUAACUGUACAUUAAAUGUUAAAGUGACCAUAAUUAAAUGUCUCUUAGUUUGUCUCAAAAUUUACAUAUCUCCAAACCUUUUAUUACACUUCUACUGUUUCACUUUAAUCCCACUAGAUGCAACAGUAUACCAUCAGAAAACUUUACUAACAAUUAUAAUGUAUGAAAUUAUAUUGCUCUUGGUAAUAUUUAUGAAAUGGGGACUUGUGAACAGUAACUCUAAUGAAACAGAAUUGUAAUAUUCUAACUAUUAUUAUUAAGAGACCAUCAACUUAUUUAAAGUUUCUUAAGUUACAUGUAAUGUUGACAAUAUCCUCUUCUAACACAUACGAUGCAGACUGUUGAUUAAUGAAUUUGAAAUUUUGUACUGUAUUGCUACAAAACUGUUAAAACAUUGACAUUAGAAAUAGUGUAUAAUACAGUACACCCUCUUAGAGUUGUGAAACAGUGGAAAUUUCGUGAAAUGUUUCAGUUAGUACUUUUCUGUAUUAGUAGGGUAGACUACAAAGUUUUUGUACUUAAGUGGGCUUUUAUUACCUUGCAGUUCGUGUUAUUAGGUGAAUAGUGCAACACAGCAGUUGCUUUUGUUGACCAAAAUACCCUCUAGAUCAACAGAGUCAAAGAAUUAAGCUGCAAAAGCAGACAUAUUUGUGCUCUCAGAUGUGUGGAAUGUCGUCUUGCCACUAUUAUCUAAUUUAUGUCUGACAAAAUAAGUUAAUGUGAAACUUCUCUGAUACGCAAUGUAGAACAAAUUGUAAAGCAUGUUGUAGUUCACAACUGUUUGUUUUCUAAUCUUGUAUCUAUAUUGUUUGUAGAAUUGUUUUACUGUUACAGCAGAUGUACUGAAAUUAAUUUGAUAUGUUUAAUAAAGAUAUAAUCACAAGAAUUAUAA